CUAUACAGUCACUGGACAUUCCGAUUCGCCGUCCGACGGCUUAGUGCUUAAAUACCCGUUAUUUCUGGCAGAGUUGUGUGUCCGCUACUGUGCCGUAAAUUCAGGUGUGCGUCGAGUGGAUCGCGUUGUCGCAGCUGUAGAUCGACUGAAUUCAACAGUCCAUGUAAUUGGGACAAGUGGAGAAUGUAGCAAUAUCGAGUGGACGCUCGUUUCGUCGAUGAGCAGUUUCCGCGUUUACGUUGUGUAUGUUCGGUCGAUUUAUCUCGUCGAUUCUCCUCGUUACUAAGAGAGAGAAAGAGAGAGAGAGAGAGAGAGUGGGCGGAUCGAAGCGGAGAACACAUUCGACAGUGGAAUUGGAAUAUUAGUGAAGGAGAUAGACAGAGAUAAGGAGAAGAGAAACGUGAUCCUCAUCUGAAAGAUCGAAUACAGGCCGAUGAUCGGCGAUUUCGCCUUCUACCGAGCACGAAGGGCGAAAGGACAUCAUGUUGAGAUUUCUAUCGCGGCGAAGAGCACGCAGCGUCAGCGGCCAGACCUCGUCACAAAUAAAAAAUCAAAGAUUACCCAGUAAUAAAAACGUCGUACAGUGUAGGGUGGUGUUGUUGGAUGGCACAGAUUUGCCUAUAGAGCUGUCAAAAAAAGCACUGGCUAGUGACUUAUAUGAGCAAGUAUUUUAUAGCCUAGAUCUAAUAGAAAAGGACUACUUUGGACUACAAUAUACAGACAGUAAUAAUGUUCAGCAUUGGUUAGAUCCAACAAAACCCAUCAAGAAGCAAGUAAAAAUUGGCCCACCAUAUACGCUCAGACUCAAAGUAAAGUUCUAUUCCUCUGAGCCAAACACACUGCGUGAAGAAUUGACACGUUAUCAAUUCUUCCUGCAGUUGAAACAAGAUGUUCUAGAAGGUAGACUACACUGUCCACAUCAAGUUGCAGUUCAAUUAGCUGCUCUAGCACUACAGUCUGAAUUGGGAGAUUACGAUGCUGCUAUACACAGUGCCGCAACAGUUUCGGAAUUUCGUUUUGUGCCUGGGCAAACAGAGCAGAUGGAACUGGAGAUACUAGAGGAGUAUAUGAGGACCUCAGGCCUGAGUCCAGCGCAGGCAGAAUCCUCAUAUCUUAGCAAGGCCAAGUGGCUGGAUAUGUACGGUGUGGACAUGCAUACGGUGCUCGGCAAAGACGCUUGCGAGUACUCGUUGGGCUUGACUCCUACCGGCAUCUUGGUCUUCGAGGGCACGCAGAAGAUUGGUCUGUUCUUUUGGCCUAAGAUCGGUCGUCUGGACUUCAAGAAGAAGAAAUUGACGUUGGUGGUAGUCGAAGAGGACGACGAGGGCAGAGGCGAGCAGGAGCACACCUUUGUGUUCAGGCUAGUGAACGAGAAAGCGUGCAAGCAUCUGUGGAAGUGUGCAGUCGAGCAUCAUGCUUUCUUCCGUCUGCGUGCGCCGGUCAAGGGUGCCAGCGGCCGUCAGAACUUCUUUCGCAUGGGCUCGAGGUUCCGUUAUAGCGGCAAGACCGAGUUCCAGACGACACAGCUGAAUCGGGCGCGCCGCACUGUGCAGUUCGAGCGACGACCGAGUCAGAGGUAUGCGCGCCGGCAGAGUCAUGUCCUACGCGAGCGGCAGCGUCAACAAGUCGAGCAAACGCAACCUACCCCGCCUCCAGCCGAAGAAGAGCCUCUGCAGCGACAACCGAGUCGAUGCAGCACCAAGUCCUCGGACUCGAGCGUCCAAGGUACCUCUUCGCCCUUAGUGGACUCGCUACUGAAGUCUCUCGCUAAAGAUCAACAGCCUCUGGAGCCGAGGAAUCAGACUACGGUUGCCAGCAGUGAGAAGGAGUCGGAGCCUACGAAGACUAGCUUGACUGUCGAGACUAUUGCCAAUCAAGUGCAGCUAGUGCCGAACAAUCAAGUGGGCGGAACGUCGUCGUUGCCGCCGCGAACGCCGAUCCCGCCAGAGUCGCUUAAGUGUAACAUACUAAAGGCGACUCUCGAGCAGGGUAAGAACUCAAACUUGAUCUCUAUUACAUCGACGGACGCGCCUGGGAUCAUCACGAAAAAAAAUCAGCAUUCAGACGCGGCAACGAUAGUUUCUGUGGGCGGAGACAAGCUCACCCUCUCCGUGAGCGGAGCAACGACCGCGGUAAACCCCGCCACGGACGACACGGUGACCGUGACGCAUUUCUCGCUGGACAGCUGGGGUCAGAUCGAGCAGAAGACCACACCCUUGAGUCCGAAGGUGUCGAAUCAAUCGCAGAAUCCCUUCAAUCCGUUCACCAACGAUACUAGCAACGACAACGCUCUCGAGGCUGCCGAGGAAGAAACUAAGCCGGAGGAUGACAAACAGAAAAAUACGAAUCCGUUCAUCGACUCGAAUCCGUUCCUAGGCAUACUGAAUCCGUUCAAGGAGCUGCAACAACCGAUCGCGAUCGAGAGAAAGAUCGAAGCAGAGCCAGAAAAGGCCGGAGCGCGAGUCGUCAAGACGGAGGAGAUACAGACGACCACUACGACGCUCACGCACAAGGCUGCUUUGUAAACGCACUCAGUAUUAUAGGAACAGCACUCGGAAUCAAUUAGUGCCAGAUGUAUGUCCAGAAUACGAUCUCAGAGUUACAAUGUAUCGAAAUGUACUGAGGAAGGCUCUUUCCCGUAGGACGAAAGCCCGGCGGCAUCGGACAUCAGUCCCUGGCUAGUGGAGGAUCUGUUACAGAGUCCGGCACCUGAUCAAACGCCCACCAAGCAUACGGUCGUCACGAGAAAGACGGUGAUUACCACACAAUUAUAAAAUAUUUAUUGAAUACAAAGGACACGUAAUACAUCGGAUACAUACCACACGUACGUAUGUACAUACACGCAUACACUCACGUGCGACACAACGCGCUACAAGAUAGCGCUGACGUGUGUAAUUAUUCCGGUCUUCCUCAGAGACUGCCUGUGUCUUUUCUACUUUGACGCGCUUAUAUAGUGCGUAACGUCGGUACAUGACAGCUUGAACUAAAUACAUACACAAGUACUCGUUUGGAAAAAUAUUUUUUUUUACGAAAGGCUUCCAAAUUGUACUCAAGUGUAAAAGCAGGGGUGAAGCAUCGCUUUCAACUAAUACACAUUAUCAUUGUAAAUUCUCGCGUUAGUUAAUAAUAACGCGAUCGUUCGUUCUUUUCUCUACUUUUUAUGCCUAAGGACUCACGCGAUGCAACUCGCGUUCCAGAUUAUAAAUAAGUUUAGUCUAUUUGUAGCACCGCAUUCCUUAAUUGUACGAUGCAUUUGCCUUAAGCUAACGUGUCGAUAAAAACAAGUGUCCUUACAACCUGCCAAUAUGUAUUAUGAGUGCACACGCCGCAGUCUCUUCAUUUUAGCUGGGCUCUCCGUUUUUCACUCCCGUCUUUUUUUUUGGAAAAGAUAGACGUACACUAGGAUUCUGGAAAAGAUAGACGUACACUAGGAUUCUGGAAAAGAUAGACGUACACUAGGAUAAAUGCCUUUACACUUCCGGUAUCUGGAGAAUUGGACUUUUUCGAUCUGGCGCAUCUUUUCUCAGCAAACGUGAAUCGUGAUUGUUAGUUACUGAAAGAACCAACAACUAACUGUUCAUACUUACUGAGAAACGAUGUGCCAGGUCAAAAAAGUCCAAUUCUCCAAAUAUCGGAAGUGUAAAGGCAUUAAUGAAUCUUAGUGUACGUUCAAUUUGUUUCUUAGAAAAAAAAGUGCGGUGGAGUACAGCUAAGACGAGCGGACCUGCGUUUUUAACCGUGAGGCAACUAUAUUGCUCAUGUCUCGACAAUGAACAACAAUGAAUUUGAGUCAAUGCAUUUAUAUAUCAGCCCUCAUGAGCUAGCACUUUUGUGCUGCUUAGCCAUUGUGCCUUGAAAUUUGACAUGAGAUAGACAAAUACACGUGUUUACGCGAAUAUAUCAGACAAAGAAGAAGGGAAAAUGUGUUCGCUGUGACUGAUUAAAGAUAUAAGUAUUACAUUCCGCGCGUUACGGUAAAAUAUAUAUUAUAUCGCUUGUAUCACGAGUUACAUAUAAAUAAUUGUUAUGUAAGUAGACCUGGUCAUAAUUUUUGAGAACACUUUUAUCGGCGAGGAAUUGUAGAUUCAUUACGGAUCAUUGGGUGUGACUACUGACGAGGAAUCAGUAUUGGACAACACGACGAUGAUUAUACCUACCUACUACUCUCUUUUUAAGAUUUGUUCAUAGAUAAUGUCUCUUUAUCGUCAAUGUACUUAUGUACCAUAAUUCUUGCGACAAUAAUCGAGGAACAAAUAGAGGAUUACAACAUGUAUAAGUCGUCGUCAGUCUUAGGGCGGGGCACACUUCGUGCUCCAUUUAUACUACUACUAUAGCAAUCUAAAGAGCGACUACUAAAUUGGCGUUUAUACGAAACUGCAAACGAAUUUUCGAAUAAAAGUCUAUAUUUUUUUAUAUAUAUAAUUCGUUCCUCCGUUUCUGAGUCGUAUAUCCUUUCAGUAUGCCAUAAUUUUGAUACGAUUUAGAGAUUUAGAUCUAUCAGCGCGCGCCAGGUUGUUGUUACGUUAUACAGGAUGUCCCGCUUUUUCAGCCUGUAUUAUUGCGGAAUUUCAUUGUGUUCCGCGUAACAACAACCUAGCCGCUGCCGCCGCUUCGAAGUGAUAUGACGCUUUCACAUAGUACUUAAUGCGAGCAAUGCAUUUAAUCACACAAGCGGGACCACCAGUGUACUUAAUUAUCACGUAAAACGUUCGUUACAACGUAGAGAGGAAGUAGCUGGCCGCUUUAACUGGUUCGAUUUUAUGUUGCAUUCUUGCAAUAAGCCUAAACACAUUGUGUCUAAUACAUUACGAUAAUAUUUAACAUUAUUGCAACGUAUUGUAUCUGAUCGAAUAUUUUAUUGUAUUUAAUGUCAAGAAACCAACGACAUAUAUUAUAUAAUUUCAAAGCUAAUAUAUCUACAUUUAUAUUGUAGUGAAUUAUAUCGAUACCCUGAUGUAUUCCGUCCUAUAAAUGUUUACAAUAUACUCGAUGUUACGUUA
Messenger RNA from Odontomachus brunneus, 5000 nucleotides. It is a transcript of the gene yrt, whose product is annotated as band 4.1-like protein 5. The transcript is spliced from 8 exons. Lineage: Eukaryota; Metazoa; Arthropoda; Insecta; Hymenoptera; Formicidae. Gene Ontology annotation, molecular function: cytoskeletal protein binding. Gene Ontology annotation, cellular component: cytoskeleton. The record is from RefSeq and is a predicted model, not a curated record. Bases 483 to 2525 code for a protein of 680 amino acids.